AUGGCGGAUUUGGGUUUGAAUAUUAGCGGCAUGGUCAUCCACGAGGCCGAGGCGAGGCCACCUAAUCACAUCAUGGCAGCCGCUGCGGUCACGGUACCAGAUCCUUCCAUGGCCUCAUCGCCAUUGCCGUAUCUCGAGGACAUGUCCCUUUAUGGCAUGGGGGCAUCAGGUUCCUCGGCGCCCGCGAGCCUGCGCCGUCCCUCCCUAAGCUCUCCCAAGCGACGUUCGUCUGCGCGUAGUCGUCCAGCUCCAUCUCUCGUGCAACGGCCUGUCUCGGUGACAAGCAGCAAAAUGUCUUCCACUCGAUCAUCCCCGAGCCGUAAAUGCCGCUCGACUAGCCCUGGUGCAGGCAGGGGGGCGCGCUCACCCAUCCGACGAACAGCCUCCACGUCGUUGGCUACCAGCUCGCCACCUGUGCUAGGAAGCGGGUCGCCGCGCCGCAAGAAAGUUGCGCAUUUGGCCAUGACCGCACGGCCGCCCCCAACAGUCCGACGGCCACUGUUGCGCACCAACCAAGCCGAAUCCGCGACCCUCUCACGAUCAAGCCUAGAUGAUUUGGGAUCAGCUCGCGAGGCUCCGGCUGCCGCAGCUGCACGCAUCGUGGCCCGCCGCGCUGGAACGCCCGACUCGGAAUAUUGGGAUACCGUGGCUUUUCCCUCGUUGUGCGACGCCUCGGCCCAGGUCCAUGUGGCCAAGCUCUUGCAGAAGAUAGCGGCUGAACGGCAGCAGCUGGCUCAAAAAGCUCGCGCGACAGCACAAAAAAACGAGGCUGAUGAUCGGCGCAUCGCACAGCAGGUUGCCAUCCAGCGCGAAAUGGAGUACCAGCGUCGUGUCAUCGACAUUCUAAACCGGGCCAUGCUACGCCACGAAGAAAAGCAGUUUGCAGCAUUUAUGGACGCAUGCCAGCGCCAGCCGACCGACGCCGUUGCCAUGGACGACCAAGAGAUCAGUGACUCGGACGACGAAGCGCCUCAGCGAGGUCCCACACCCAUUGCCGUCGUUCUGCCGCCGGCCACGGAAGCGCGCCCGCCUCAGUGUCGGGCUGAUUCCGAAUCGUCCGACUCGGAUGAGAACCCCCACACUGAACAGGCCUCCGAAUUGGCGUCUGUCACUUCCUCACUUGAGCCGGGCGCCGAGGUGGUACGUGAGGAGCUGGUGGCCGAUGAGCCUGGCGACGGGGUGAUCUCGCCUCUCGAUUCGCCUCUGCAUGACGAAUCAGCCACCGAGGUGGAUGAGGACGAAACCAUGACCAUGCUUUCAUGA
Messenger RNA from Monosiga brevicollis MX1, 1263 nucleotides. RefSeq lists its product as uncharacterized. The record is from RefSeq and is a predicted model, not a curated record. The coding region runs from base 1 to 1263 and encodes 420 amino acids. The transcript is spliced from 3 exons. Lineage: Eukaryota; Choanoflagellata; Craspedida; Salpingoecidae.